Messenger RNA from Schizosaccharomyces osmophilus, 1119 nucleotides. RefSeq names its product alpha-1,3-galactosyltransferase Otg2 (gene otg2). The record is from RefSeq and is a predicted model, not a curated record. Bases 1 to 1119 code for a protein of 372 amino acids. The transcript has a single exon. Gene Ontology annotation, cellular component: cytoplasm. Gene Ontology annotation, molecular function: glycosyltransferase activity. Lineage: Eukaryota; Fungi; Ascomycota; Schizosaccharomycetes; Schizosaccharomycetales; Schizosaccharomycetaceae.
AUGAUUUUCUCGAUGCUCUUUUCGAAUUCUAUAUCUACGCGCCAAGCUAAAAGAUAUUGCGUCUUCCUCUUGGCUUCGGUGUUAUUCCUCAUCUUGACUUGGGAAUGCUUGUAUGUUUACAAGAAUAGUCCAGAUAUCCAACGUUCUGUUAAUUCCCUGGCGGGUCGUUCGCCUGUCAAGCCUUUUGCGUUCGUUACCAUGCUACUGGCUUCACCUUUGAAAGCCGAUGAGACUAAUCAACCAGUACAAGAUUGGUACUACAAUGCAACAAGGUUAUUGGUAUACAGAUUAUCGCAUUACCCUGACACAAAGAGUAAAUUCCCUGUCAUCGUAAUGGUUACAAAAGGAAUUGAGAAUUGGAAACUGGAGCAGCUUAAAGGUGACGGAGCUAUCGUCAAAGUGGUUGAUCCCUUGUAUGCCGACGAUGUCGUUGACAAUGUCAAUGACAUGGCUGUCUUGGACACCAGAUGGAGCAUGAUGUAUACUAAAUUACGCAUCUUUGAAAUGUACGAAUACGAGCGGCUAUGCUUCGUAGAUAGCGACAUUCUUCCAAUUCGAAAUAUGGACGGAGUAUUUGAUGUUCGUGAACAAACGUCUGCCUAUCUCAGCUCCUUUGAGCUUCUCAAUAAGCUACGCAGGUUUUUGGAUGGGAAAAAAUACACAGAGGAUUUUUCUGCUUAUGAUCUUCGAAGAAAAGACUUUUAUCCUUAUGUUUUCGCUGCUGUUUCUGAUCCUGGCUUGUGGCACGACACUCCUCCCGAGUUUCGAGACUACUUUAAUGCAGGCUUGUUUGUUUUCCAUCCAUCUACGGCACAUUAUAAGCGUCUAAUGACUCUGGCUAGAUUUCCUAAACUGUACGAUAAUGCAAAUAUGAUGGAACAAAGUUUAUUGAAUUUUGCAUACAGCUCCGCCGGAGAAUUUCCAUGGGAACCGCUAGAUUGGACCUAUAAUGGAGUAUGGACUCGUAGACCAGAUCUUGCGUAUUUGAAAAACGUUCACGGAAAGCUUUGGCAAGAAGAGGGAAGUAUGGGAUAUGACCCAGACACAUCUUCUCUUUGGUGGCGGGCCCUUGGCGAAAUGGAUCACUUUUAUAAGGAACAUAACAGUAUAGAAGCCUGA